Messenger RNA from Drosophila persimilis, 4649 nucleotides. RefSeq names its product semaphorin-2A. The transcript has 16 exons. The record is from RefSeq and is a predicted model, not a curated record. Bases 643 to 2916 code for a protein of 757 amino acids. NCBI's taxonomy places the organism in Eukaryota, Metazoa, Arthropoda, Insecta, Diptera, Drosophilidae. Gene Ontology annotation, molecular function: chemorepellent activity; semaphorin receptor binding. Gene Ontology annotation, biological process: neural crest cell migration; axon guidance; semaphorin-plexin signaling pathway.
GCAACGUCAGUUAGUAGUGUGAGAAACAGAGAAAGAGAGCUUCGAUAAUCGUGAAUAAUUUUGUGAGCAGUGCCAAACAUUACUGAGAAAAAAAACAACAACAAAACCAAAAAAUUCAGUGAAAUAUUCAGAGGAGGAAUAACACUUCAGCCGCAGAUCUGCACACAUUUUUGUGAGGUGUCUGAAGCAACAGCCGAAAGGAAGCGGAAACGAAGCCCGAAGCCAGUUCGUGGACGAACCGAAUGCCAUCGCCAUCGCCGCCGCCGUCGUCGUCGUCGUCGUCCUCCGUGUGGGUGUUUAUUUAACACAGUUCCUCGUGCGCCGCGCGUUCAGUUCGUGUCCGAAGUCCGUGCCGUACGCGCUCGCCUCCGACGACCGCCCCAACGCAAUCCGGCGAAAGCAGAGAUACAGUGACAGAGACGUAAACGUAACCGUAGAUAGUCAGGUGUCGCGUGUGAAAUGUGAAGAUCGGUGCACCCGUAAUCAAAUGUCGCUCAACGUUAACCGUGCUCAAGCUCCGCACUCACACGUCUCCCAAAUAGUGGACCAAUAGUGCACUCCGUACAGUAAUCCGCAACAAGCUCGAGUAACCCCCCCUCCAACAGAGAACUAUAUAGUGCAUCCAGAAGCAAGGAAGACAAUAUGUGCUCCAUGGGGAACCUGCGCCCCCAAGGCGCAGACACUGGCCGCAAUCGCCGCCGCCUGCACAGCAGCACCCAAAGCCCCCUCAAUCGCCUUAGCCGCCUCAGUGCUCUGCUCCUCGUCCUGGGCGCGCAAAUAAUUUAUGUGGAAUAUGCUCGGGCGGAUUAUGAGAACACUUGGAAUUUAUAUUACGAGCCGCCCUGUUGUUCGGGAACAGCUGCCGGCCAUCAUCUGCGCCACCACAAAGAUCACGUCAAAGACUUUAGCUGCGGACCGCUGCACUACAGAACCUUCUAUAUGGAUGAGCGCAACAAUGCCCUCUAUGUGGGCGCCAUGGAUCGGAUCUUUCGGCUGAAUCUGCGCAACAUAAGCCAAUCGAUAUGCGAGCGCGAUGUCCUCAUCCUGGAACCCACCGGCUCCGACAUUCUGAACUGCGUGUCCAAGGGGAAGCGGGAGGUGGAGUGCCGCAAUCACAUACGCGUCAUCCAGCCAAUGAACUUCAACGGGCAUCGACUCUAUGUGUGCGGCACGAAUGCCCACAAUCCCAAGGAUUACGUUAUAAAUGCAAACUUAACACAUUUACCCAGAUCCCAGUACGUGCCCGGCGUCGGCCUGGGCAUUGGCAAGUGUCCCUACGAUCCCGCUGACAACUCAACCGCCGUCUAUGUGGAGAACGGAAAUCCCUUUGGUUUGCCCGCGCUGUACGCCGGCACCAAUGCUGAAUUCACCAAGGCCGAUUCGGUUAUAUUCCGCUCGGAUCUCUACAAUCUGACCAACGGCCGCAAGGAGGCAAACUUCAAGCGAACGGUGAAAUAUGACUCCAAGCUACUGGACAAACCCAACUUUGUGGGCUCCUUUGAGAUUGGCGAGUUCGUGUACUUCUUCUUCCGCGAACAUGCCGUAGAGUACAUCAACUGCGGCAAGGAGGUCUACUCCCGCGUGGCACGCGUCUGCAAGAACGAUCGCGGCGGCAAGUACAUGAUCAGCCAGAACUGGGCCACGUAUCUGAAGGCCCGCAUGAACUGCAGCAUCUCCAGCGAGUUCCCCUUCUACUUCAACGAGAUCCAGUCGGUCUACAAGAUGCCCAGCGACGACAGCAAGUUCUAUGCCACCUUCACGACGAACACUAACGGUCUGAUUGGUUCCGCUGUCUGUAGCUAUGACAUCAGGGACAUAAAUGCGGCCUUCGAAGGAAAAUUCAAGGAGCAGGCCAGCUCAAACAGCGCCUGGCUGCCCGUACUCAACCAGAAAGUGCCGGAGCCACGUCCGGGCACAUGCCACAACGACACCGCCACACUGCCGGACUCCGUGUUGAAUUUCAUACGUAAACAUCCGCUAAUGGACAAGGCGGUCGAUCAUGAAUUUGGCAAUCCGGUCUUCUUCAAGCGAGACAUAAUACUCACCAAGCUGGUGGUGGACAAGAUACGCAUCGACAAGCUGAACCAGGAGUUUCUGGUGUACUUUGUGGCCACGAGCUCGGGGCAAAUCUACAAGAUAGUCCAGUUCAUGCACUACGGCCAGCGCCACUCGAAUCUAAUCGACAUCUUCGAGGCCUCGCCGCACAACGAACCCAUUCGCGAGCUGAUCCUCAGCCAGAAGACGGGCUCCCUCUACCUGGCCACCGAUCACCAGGUGAAGCAGAUCGACAUUGCCAUGUGCGCCCGCCGCUACGACAGCUGCUUCCGCUGUGUGGCCGAUCCGUACUGCGGCUGGGACCAGGAGGUGAAUGCCUGCCGGCCCUACCAGCUCGGACUCCUCCAGGACGUGGCCAACGAGACGUCGGGCAUCUGCGAUACGAGUGUGCUCCGCAAGCGCGUCACCUCCUCCUACGGCCAGACCCUGCACCUCUCGUGCUUCGUCAAGAUGCCAGAGGUGCUGAGGAAGAAGCAGACGCGAUGGUAUCAUCACUCCACCGAGAAGGGACGCUAUGAGGUACGCUACACGCCCACCAAAUACAUUGAAACGAACGAGGGCGGCCUGGUCCUGCUGGCGGUUAAUGAGGGCGACGGCGGCCGCUAUGAUAGCUACUUGGAUGGCACCCUGCUCUGCAGCUACGGGGUAACCGUGGACGCGCACAGAUGCUCGCCACCGUCGCAGAAGCAGGACUACCAGAAGAUCUACUCGCAUUGGUGCAACGAAUUCGAGAAAUACAAAUCGGCCAUGAAACAAUGGCAGGCCAAGCAGGAGCAAUGCGGCCUCAAGGACAAGGCAGGAUCCGUCGGCAGCAAUGGCAAACACGUUAACGAUGUGUUCAGCAACGAUGCCCUGGUCUGACCCAGAAAGUACUUAUACAGCUCUGAGUUCUUGUCGUCGUCAUCGUCGGAGGGGGGCGUGCCGCCCUCCCACCACAAGCUGUACAUUUUCGUGUUCGGGCUUGCCAUAUUUGCUCGUUUCUAAAGUUUCUAGUUAAAAUGUAAAUUUGGAGUGGAGAUGAAGCAAAACCAAACAAAGUAAGCAGAAGGAGACGGAGAGGAUGCCAGGAUGGGAAAAAUCAUGUGACAAGAGCCGAGCAGAAACCAACUACAAAGACUGAAAUUUUUAAGCUUUUAGCAACGACAAUAUUUCGGAUAAUUUCAAUGAGUUUUCUUUUACAACACUUUGAGUUACGUUUGCAUUUCCGUUUCCGUUCGUUUUGAGAUGUUGUCAGCGUCAAACAUUGAUUGAUUUCGACAUUAACUAACUGAUAUACAAAGAUGGAGUAAACGAUAAAAGUUACUAGCAAAAGGAUCCUGCCAUAAAUGAAAUGGAAAUUACGGUUUUACACACACUCACACACACACACACACAGAACACACUCUACGACACAGAGAAUCUCUAUAUCUAUUUCGAGCUAAGGUUAAGGAUACAGACCACCUAAAGUGAGAAUCUGACAAGUAUAUACAUACAUAGUUCACAUGACGAUGAUGAUGAUGAUCACUUUUAGCAUUGAUUUCCAUUUAGUUAUGUUUUCGAGAACUCGUCGCUUGGCCAUUUUGGGUUUUUGGGGUUGGGAAGAUCUUAAACGAAUUUGUAUAUUACUUAGCAAUAUUUGUUUAACUAAACAUAGACUAAGAUAUACCUAAACAUUACUAUAUAUAAAUGUAUAUGUAUGUUCUUGAAUAGCUGCCCAAUGUUUAGGUCAUAGACAAGUACGGAACCAACUUAUACCAUAGCCAAACACACACAAAAUAAACAGAAUCCAGGACGCACAGCAGAAACGUAAGGGAAAAGGUAAGGGAUUAAGGAUAGAGGAUAGUGGAUUAUGUUGAAUGUUGUAUAUAGUAGAACUGCUUUAGUCGUUAAGAUAACUAAUCAGGCAUUGAUUUGACGUUUCUACGAUUUGAUUUUGGUUUUGAACGAUUCGCUAUUUGGCAUUAACUCGCUCUUGUAUAGAUUGUGCGUUGGCCUAAUGUUUACGAUAAGCAAUACAUAUAGUUAUAUAUUAACAUCUAGGUAACGUCUAGUACUUACAUACAUACUUACAUACAUAGAUAUCGUACAUAAGGUUACUGGCAUUGAGACCAACAUGCUCAUGAGAUUACUUAACCCCUAGCUGUAGUUAAGUACUCGUACGUUUUACAGUAGCCACAAGGUAACUCUGACACACGACUCAAAUGCAUUUAGUAGGACACAUUAUGUAUUUAUGGCUAUGAGGCGGCAGGAGGAAGAAAAUUUGAGGAAAAUAGUUUCAAACUGCAUAAACCAUGGAAAAACUAAACGCUUCACAAAACAGUAAGCCCGAAGAGGUGCGCGUAUAGGAAAACAAAAUGAAAGGAUAACUAAUCCAUUAUCUUACACACACACACAGAAGGACACUCACACAAACAAUAUUUUUCUAAAGAUUUUCUCAGCAAAAUUUUUAAUGUUUCCCAACCGAAAAAUAGCAAUAACAUAACCAACAUUUUAUCGUUGCAUACUAAAAUAGCAUACUAAAACAAAAAACUAUGGAAAAUAUUUAAAAGCUACUAAUGCUCUGAGCUUCUAACUUUAAUGAAUCAAAUGAUUUUUUUGUUGCCUUCGGUAGAUUU